AUGGGUCAAAAAAGCGAGACUGUAGUUUUUGCAAACCAGCUAGAAACUACGCCUGAUCUUUUGCCUAAUAAUGAUGUUUACAAGAUUAGGAUUGGCCAAAGGCUGUUUGAGGUUUCAGGUGCUGCGCUAAAUUCGGAUGCACCCAAUUUUUUCACCCAGUUCUUCAAUGUGCAUGAUAAGGAUACCGUUCUGUUUGUUGAUAGAUCUGAAGACGUAUUUAUCAUGAUCUACAGGCAUUUACAAGGUUACUUUCCUGAAAUUAAGAACGAGAUACUCUUUUCUGCUCUUUUCACGGACGCGUUAUAUUUCCAAUUACCAAGACUAGUCAAACUCAUCAAGGAAUACGAAUACUACUUCACCAACGUUGGAGGGGUCCCUUUCAAAGUGCCGAAGUCAUUGUUUCGUCAGGAAGGCAAUCGGCAGAAUUAUUUCGAGAUGAUUUCUCGUACAUACUAUAAAGAGAUUGAGCGAUGGGAGUCGGAUAAGAGGUUGGACUUCCCGCCUUUACAACCGCCUUCGUAUAUUGCCAGAUCCCCAGAAUUUUUCCAAGAUAUAUUAUCUUUAUUAGGUGGUGCCGAAUUGGAAUUAUCUGAAAAUAGAACUGCAUCAUUAAUCAAAGAAUGUCGAUUUUACCAGUUUAACAGACUAGAGCAAGAAUUGGUCAAGUCAAAAACCACCUAUAAUCCCUUAAGCAAUUGUCAAGAAAUCUGUAUAGCUCUUAACAAUGUUUCUAAAAAUGGUGUAACUAUAGAAGCGUUAUCGUCACCUUAUACUGAAAACCAAUCUGUAGCUGUAGCUAGUUACCUCAAUGAAAAUUCAGGGAAAAAAACCCAAACUGCAAGUACCAAAGCCGAAGCUGAGUCGCACAACAAUGAGGAUUUCGGACCACCAACUAAAAAGGUAAGACAGUCAAUUGACAAGCAUGAAAGACACUGGAAUAUGGUAAAAUACCAAAGACCCUAUAUCGAUACAUUUUCCCGUGAGCUUAUUUUCCAAUUACAUUCUAACCAGUGCAAGAUAAUAUUCAAUAAAAAGGAUAAAACAGUUCAUGUAGACCUAUCCAAAGAGGCUGCAGAAACGUUUGAAAGAAAAUUCUCUGAAAUUCUAUUGGAAGCGUCGGGUAUUAAAAUUGAUCUGUCCGAAUAUAAAGUCAAACUUCGUGACAGUCAAAUGCAAAUGGAAUUUCAUUUAAUCAUCCCAGCAUGCGUCUCCAUUUGUGACUUGGUGGUUAACGGCGCGAAAUGCUGCAAUAUUUUCUCAUUAGUCAACGACUCCAAAUGUAAGGAGAGGGUCUUAGAUUGCACUAAUUUGAAAGUUUUAAAUUGUGUCCAUGGCUUGAAACUACAUUUAUCGAAAUCUAUGUGGAAGUUGGGAAUAAAUAAGGGAAAAAUUAUCCUAAUUGCUGUCAAAGCCGAGGCGUUUUCAGGGACGAAAGAAUACUGCAAGAUGAUUAAUUUUCUGUAA
This is a messenger RNA of Saccharomyces mikatae IFO 1815, 1464 nucleotides long. RefSeq lists its product as uncharacterized. The transcript has a single exon. The coding region runs from base 1 to 1464 and encodes 487 amino acids. The record is from RefSeq and is a predicted model, not a curated record. NCBI's taxonomy places the organism in Eukaryota, Fungi, Ascomycota, Saccharomycetes, Saccharomycetales, Saccharomycetaceae.